This is a messenger RNA of Anas platyrhynchos (mallard), 3401 nucleotides long. It is a transcript of the gene MUSK, whose product is annotated as muscle associated receptor tyrosine kinase. Gene Ontology annotation, molecular function: transmembrane receptor protein tyrosine kinase activity; ATP binding; Wnt-protein binding. Gene Ontology annotation, biological process: multicellular organism development; positive regulation of kinase activity; protein phosphorylation. Gene Ontology annotation, cellular component: plasma membrane; signaling receptor complex. The record is from RefSeq and is a predicted model, not a curated record. Lineage: Eukaryota; Metazoa; Chordata; Aves; Anseriformes; Anatidae.
UUAUACUUAGAGUCACAGACUCGGCUCCGUCAUUAGCGGGGGAGCACAGCUUGCACACUGCCAUCCGAAAUGCAGCUGGGGAGCUCCACUCGCCUGGCCUGACAGCACCGGACACUCUCUGGACCAAGGAUGAAAGAUCUGCUGGUGGUGCCCCUUGGGCACGUCCUCACCCUGGCAGCCCUCAGCCUGGCCGAGACACUUCAGAAAGCCCCCUUUAUCAGCACUCCCCUGGAAACUGUGGACGCGCUGGUGGAGGAAGUCGCCAAGUUCGUGUGUGUGGUGGAGUCAUACCCAGAGCCAGAGAUAACAUGGACACGCAACAGCAUUCCCAUCAGGCUGUUUGACACCCGGUACAGCAUACAGAGGAAUGGGCAGCUCCUGACCAUCCUCAGCGUGGAGGACAGCGAUGAUGGGGUGUAUUGCUGCACGGCGGACAACGGGGUCGGCGUGGCCGCCCAGAGCUGCGGGGCUCUGCAAGUGAAGAUGCGACCGAAAAUAACCCGGCCACCUCUGAAUGUGGAAAUCAUAGAAGGGUUAAAGGCUGUUCUUCCAUGCACAACAAUGGGAAAUCCAAAACCUUCUGUUUCGUGGAUCAAAGGAGAAACCGUUGUAAAGGAGAAUGCUCGCAUUGCUGUUCUCGACUCAGGGAAUUUAAGGAUCCACAAUGUUCAGAGAGAAGAUGCGGGGCAGUAUCGGUGUGUAGCCAAAAACAGCCUGGGCACAGCCUAUUCGAAACCUGCGAUAGUGGUCGUGGAAGUUUUUGCCAGAAUACUGAAGGCUCCCGAAUCCCAAAACGUCACCUUCGGCUCCGUGGUGAUGCUGCGGUGCACAGCGGCAGGCGCUCCGGUCCCCACCAUCACUUGGCUGGAAAACGGGAAAGCUGUUUCCGCAGGGUCUAUAGUGGAAAGCGUCAAGGACAGAGUGGUUGACUCCAGGCUGCAGGUGUAUGUCACCCGACCUGGGCUGUUCACUUGCCUCGCCACCAACAAGCACAGCAAAACCUUUGGUGCUGCGAAAGCUGCCGCAACCGUCAGCAUUUCAGAGUGGAGCAAGCUGUACAAGGGCGAUGCAGGCUACUGCAGCACCUACAGAGGCGAGGUGUGCAGCGCCAUCCUGGCAAGCAAUGCUCUGGUUUUCUUCAACUCCUCCUAUGCUGACCCUGAGGAGACCCAAGAGCUGCUCGUGCACACUGCCUGGACUGAGCUGAAAAUGGUGAGUGCCUUCUGCCGACCGGCCACCGAGUCCCUGCUGUGCAACUACAUCUUCCAGGAGUGCAAGCCCUCGGGAGCUGGGCCAGCCCCCAAGCCUGUGUGCAGAGAGAAUUGCCUUGCUGUAAAGGAUCUCUACUGCUUUAAGGAAUGGCUCUCAAUGGAGGAAAACUCUCAGAGGGGGAUCUACAAGCCAGGGCUGAUGCUGCUCGCCCUUCCCGAGUGCAACAGGCUCCCCAGCCUGCACCAGGACCCCAGUGCCUGCACUCGCAUCCCUUUCUUUGAUUUUAAGAAGGAGAAUAUAACCAGGACUUGCUACAGCGGCAAUGGCCAGUUUUACCAGGGCUGGGUCAAUGUCACGGCCUCUGGCAUCCCCUGCCAGAAGUGGAGCGAGCAGGCUCCCCACUUGCACAGAAGGACUCCUCAGGUCUUUCCCGAGCUGGCUGAUGCUGAGAACUACUGCCGCAACCCAGGAGGUGAAAACGAGCGUCCCUGGUGCUACACAAAAGACCCAUCUGUGACUUGGGAAUAUUGCAGCGUGUCUCCCUGUGGAGAUGCAUCCUUAUCACUAGGAACAAGAAAACCAAAUGGAGAGAUUCCAAACCUCCCCCCUCCUCCAUCCUUUUCCCCUACAUACUCCAUGACUGUUAUCAUCUCGAUCAUCUCCAGCUUUGCCCUUAGCGUGAUCCUUGGCAUUGUCACCCUUGUUUGCUGCCGUCGACGAAAGCAAUGGAAAAACAAAAAAAGAGAGUCAGAAACACCGACGCUCACCACUCUGCCCUCCGAACUCCUCCUGGAUCGGCUGCACCCCAACCCCAUGUACCAGCGGAUGCCCCUUCUCCUUAAUCCGAAACUGCUCAGCCUGGAGUAUCCCAGGAACAAUAUUGAAUACGUGAGAGAUAUUGGGGAAGGAGCAUUCGGGAGAGUCUUCCAAGCAAGGGCCCCAGGGCUGCUGCCGUACGAGCCUUUCACCAUGGUGGCAGUGAAGAUGCUGAAGGAGGAAGCAUCCGCGGACAUGCAGGCCGACUUCCAGAGGGAGGCAGCCCUCAUGGCUGAAUUUGACAACCCGAACAUUGUCAAACUUUUAGGCGUGUGCGCUGUCGGGAAGCCCAUGUGCCUGCUGUUCGAGUACAUGGCCUAUGGGGACCUCAACGAGUACCUGCGUGACCGCUCGCCCCGCAACCUCUGCAGCCUGGCUCAGCAGGGCGGCCUGGAGGCGCGGGUCUGCCUGCCCGGCCCCCUGGCGCUGUGCUGCACCAGCCAGCUCUGCAUCGCCAAGCAGGUGGCUGCGGGCAUGGCCUACCUCUCUGAGCGCAAGUUCGUCCACCGGGACUUGGCCACCAGGAACUGCCUGGUGGGGGAGAACAUGGUGGUGAAGAUCGCCGACUUCGGCCUCUCCAGGAACAUGUAUUCGGCUGACUACUACAAGGCCAACGAGAACGACGCCAUCCCCAUCCGCUGGAUGCCCCCCGAGUCCAUUUUCUACAACCGGUACACCACGGAGUCCGACGUCUGGGCCUACGGGGUGGUGCUGUGGGAGAUCUUCUCCUACGGCAUGCAGCCCUACUACGGGAUGGCCCAUGAGGAGGUCAUCUACUACGUGAGGGAUGGGAACGUCCUCUCCUGCCCAGACAAUUGCCCUCUGGAGCUCUACAACUUGAUGCGCCUCUGCUGGAGCAAGCUGCCCUCCGACCGGCCGAGCUUUGCCAGCAUCUACCGCAUCUUGGAGCGCAUGUACGAGAGGGCCGUGGCCUCCCUGCAGGUCUGAGGGGUGUCCCCCACCUCCACAUACCUGGGUGGAUGUGGGCAGGCCUGAAAGCUCCACUCGAAGCUGUGUUGUAGAGGAGAAGAAACACCUUGUUCCUCUGCCAAGCAAGAACCAUGUACUGCACCCCCCUGGGGUGGACUAUGUGUCACAAAGUAUGGGGAUAUCUCCCAGCCACAAGUCUGGGGCUCUUUGGGUUGGUGGCCGUGCUGGCCGUGCUAGCUCAGGACCUGUGUUAGGCAUUUCCAGGAGCACAGGGCUCCACAGGCAAAGCAAACCAACCUCUCGCUGGCGGCACUUCCCUUCCUGACAGUUCCCUCCAUGUUCUCCUGCGUUUGUGCACUUGGCUGUUACCUUUUUCUUCCCUUCCCUUCAUGUUUUCAACCACUACCUGAAAAAAAAUAUAUAUAUUGCAGAAAUCAAUUCUA